AUGCCAAAUUCCUCGAGUUACUCGGACUCAACGAAUGCAGAUGUUCUGUGGCGAUAUGGGCGAGUGCUGCUCGAAAUCGCCCUAUGGACAUCGAGUGCCGACAAAAGUCGCAUGGCAACAUUCCUUGAAGCAGAAAAGAUGUGCAAAAAAGCGGUGGACCAUGAGGAUCCGCUAAAUCCAUGUCCCGAAGCACAUAAAUGGUAUGGAAUUACACUGGCGAAAUUGACCGACUUUCGUUCGGAUAAAAAACUAGCAGAAGCGCGAGAGCAUCUGGAAAGGGCUGUACAACUGGACCCAAACGAUGCUAGAUCCUGGCAAUAUCUUGGUAUGUACUUUUUAUUUUUCCAUGUUUGGCGUGCUUUGACUUAUCUAUAA
Gongylonema pulchrum is the source of this 375-nucleotide messenger RNA. NCBI's taxonomy places the organism in Eukaryota, Metazoa, Nematoda, Chromadorea, Rhabditida, Gongylonematidae. The record is from the annotation of a GenBank genome assembly.